GCACCUUCUUCAAGGACAAGACGAUGCUGUGCCACUUCCACAAGCCCCGCUCAGUGGGAGGAGCCAUGGGAGGGGGAGGGGCCAGUGACCGCUGUUCCUCCUCUGGCUCCUCCCCCCUCCCCUGCGACCCCCCCGUCUUGUUGCUAAGCGACCCGUACGACUGUGAGCUUCGCUGUUUCGCGGUGUUUCGGCGCGUGUUCGUGCAGCGAGACGAGGCGCGUCAGAUCGCGGCGGUGGUUCAGAGGGGGGGGGGCCCGCACACCUUCAGGGUGGGGGCUCUGCUGUUCCACGCCAUUGGGAGGCUCCUCCCCCUUCAGAUGAGACGCUUCCACAACAAAACGGCCAUUUUCCCCAUCGGAUAUCGAGCCGAUCGCAUCUACUGGAGCAUGAGAAACAGCAACAGGCGCUGUAAGUACCUGUGCUGUGUGGAGGAGCGGGAGGGCCGACCGCUCUUCAAGGUGAGGGUCGAGGAGCAGGGAUACGAUGACAUCAUCCUCACUGGACCCUCCCCCAAAGGUAAACAGGAA
This is a messenger RNA of Notothenia coriiceps (black rockcod), 527 nucleotides long. RefSeq names its product histone-lysine N-methyltransferase 2C-like. Gene Ontology annotation, biological process: positive regulation of transcription by RNA polymerase II. NCBI's taxonomy places the organism in Eukaryota, Metazoa, Chordata, Actinopteri, Perciformes, Nototheniidae. Gene Ontology annotation, cellular component: MLL3/4 complex; nucleus. The record is from RefSeq and is a predicted model, not a curated record. The annotation marks the transcript as partial. Gene Ontology annotation, molecular function: transcription coactivator activity; histone H3K4 methyltransferase activity. The transcript is spliced from 3 exons.